Messenger RNA from Cyprinodon tularosa, 1213 nucleotides. Its product is annotated as olfactory receptor 52E4-like. The record is from RefSeq and is a predicted model, not a curated record. Gene Ontology annotation, cellular component: membrane. NCBI's taxonomy places the organism in Eukaryota, Metazoa, Chordata, Actinopteri, Cyprinodontiformes, Cyprinodontidae. The coding region runs from base 82 to 945 and encodes 287 amino acids. Gene Ontology annotation, molecular function: G protein-coupled receptor activity; olfactory receptor activity. Gene Ontology annotation, biological process: G protein-coupled receptor signaling pathway. The transcript has 4 exons.
AGAGGAGGACGUCCUCCAUGCUCAGAGGACUGUAGGCUCAGAGCUCCGCUGUCUGUGUGUUCGAGCUCUGCUCUGCUUUGGAUGGAGAACCUAACAAUGGGCGCUCCUCUCAAACAGCCCGUUGUGUUUGAACUCCAGGGUUUUGAUGUUCCACCAGGACAGGGCCCGUUCCUCUUCUUCUUGGCCCUGUUCGCCUACAUAGUGGUGCUGCUGGGGAACGGUGUGGUGAUCUGUGUGAUCAUGAAAGACAGGAACCUGCACAGACCCAUGUUUGUGAUGAUCUGCCACCUGGUUGUCUGUGAUCUGCUGGGGGCCACGGCGGUCCUUCCUCGCCUCAUGAUGCACUUCCUGAUGGGGCAGCAGAAGAUCUCCUACCUCCCAGCCAUCGCUCAGGGCUUCUGUGUGCACACAUACGGUGUUGCUAUGCAGACCAUUCUGGGGGUGAUGGCCUAUGACAGGUUUGUGGCGGUGUGUGAACCUCUCCGGUACCACUCCAUCAUGACUUCAGCCCGGCUGCACUGCUGCUGCGCUCUGGCCUGGAUCGUCGCCCUGCUGCUCAUCGCCGUGCUCUUCUCCUUCCACAUGAACGUCCCUCUGUGCGGCCGGGUCAUCCAACAUGUCUACUGCAGCAACCGCAGCAUCCUGAACCUGGCCUGUAUUCCCACCCCCAUCAGCAACAUCUACGGUCUGUCCAUGACCUGGUCAGUGAGUACGGGGGUAUUCAUCAUCAUUGCCUUUUCCUACAUCAGAAUCCUGAGUGUGUCGUUCAACCAAGGCAGAAGCGACAGCAGCGUCCAAAACAUCAGGAAAUUCUUUAGUAUCCUCUUCAUCAUAGUUCCACCGGCUCUCAACCCCAUCAUCUAUGGAAUGGUCAGUAAGGAUCUACGGGCGGCCAUCAUGAAGCUCUUCUCCGUACAAGUCAGGAGAGUUUGUCACAAAGAAUGACUCAGCCUUCAGCCCAUACCUGUCAUCAGUGUCAGGACUCCUCCUUAGCAAAACGGGAAUAAAUCUGACCAGAUAUCUGGUUUUAUGAUAGGAGUAAAUAACAUUUUGAGAACUUUCAAAAGGAAAUAUCAUCAGAAAUGUUUAAAUAAAAAAAUUAAAGCCACUUUACAACUGUAAUAAACCUCUCACUCAUAUCGAAAAGUCUUUUUUAAUUUGAUUUCCACAGCAUAAUAUCAAACUUUCAUAUUUAAAGGGAAGAAAUUCUCCA